GUCAGUGAAUAUAACGCCAGAGUUGUGGAUCGCCAAAAAAGAAACAGAAAAAUACACUUGGUCUAGGCAGCUUUUAAUGUUAGUUUAGUUACGUUAGUUAUGUUUUUAAUCCCCAAACUUCAGUUUCUGUUGGUCUGCAUGGACAUACUGGGACACGCUGUGAUGCCUUUGCACAGAGACGGCCCUUUCCAGCGCACAGAGACAGUGGAUCUGUUGCAGCGUUUGUCCCACAUGGCGGUGAACAGCACUGAUGCAUCCCUAACAGUGGACAGUCAAGGUUGUCCAACUCUUCAAAUAGGCCUUUACACCAGUCUGAUGAUGAGUGCGCAGCAUGCGUUUGGACCAGGGUUUUCUGAUGAGUUCAGCUUGCUGGUGGGCCUCCGCAGUUCUCAGGUGGAGGAAAGCAGUGUGUUGACUCUGUUGAACUCACAACAUCACAUCCAUCUGCAGCUCCGACUUGGCCCACGUUCAAUCACCUUCAUCUCCACCCAACACAGAGAAUAUGAGUUCCCUGUGGCACCUCUGUUUGACGGUCAGUGGCACCAGGUGUCACUGGGUGUGUCUCCGCUCUGGUUGGAGGUUUAUGUAGAUUGUUCUCUUGUGGAGAUGGUGAACUGGGCUUAUCCUUGGCAGGGUAUCUCCAUAGAUGGCCUGCUCAUGAUUGGAGGAACCCUAGAGGGCUUUGAAACACCCUUUGAAGGUGCUGUGAGACAAAUGACCUUUGUGAUGGGAGAUCCAGAUGCUGCCAGGGACCACUGUACUCUCCAUCGGCCAUCCUGCAACCUACCAGCCUCCGAUGCAUUCACGCAUACCCUGUUAGAGAGAACCCACCCACACUCUACCCAUCGAGAUUCUCCUACUGAAAGCCAUGGCUUCGUACUUGUUGAUGAACCUCCUGUUGUGUUGGACUCUAAUAAUGAAGACAGAAUUCAUGACCGUGGAUCCUCUCCAGGAAUCCAAACACUAGAUGAAAAAAACCCAAAGAGGUACUGGGGGACAAACAGCAAUGAGGAAGUGCAGUCUUCUAUGGUUGUGCACCAUAUGGAGUCACUGCCUUCUGUACCUGCCACUGGAUCAGAGAACAUUAUCUAUGGAUCUGACCGGAGACGAUACAGAAUUCACAAAGGCUCUUCUGGGCCCAUUGGACCACCCGGAAGAAAUGGAUGUGCUGGGAGAGAAGGUUAUGUUGGAUUUAAAGGUGAUAAGGGUUCUCAGGGAAUUCCGGGGCUUGAUGGGAGGAGAGGGGACCCAGGGCCUCCGGGACCUCCAGGGCUUCCCACUCUCUACCUCUGGAGGAACUCUAAGGAGGACUGGACUGAUUUACGGAAACAGGUCUUCUAUCAGAUGCUCCGAGCUGGCUGGCCGGUGAAGCCUGGCCCACCAGGACCAGUGGGUGAAAUGGGCAAACCUGGCUCUCCAGGUAUUCCUGGAGAUCCAGGGGACAGGGGAUGGCCAGGAACAAGAGGUGAAAUGGGUUACCCUGGGCCAAAGGGUGUCACUGGAAACACAGGGAGGUUGGGCAGAAGUGGCAGUCCAGGAGUGGAUGGACACGAUGGGCCACCAGGGCUACCUGGUCUCCGGGGCCCCAGAGGCUUUAAAGGAGAAGCAGCUUCACCCGGGGAGAAAGGUGAUGAGGGUUUCAUCGGUGAACCUGGGCCAAGUGGAGACAGGGGGAGAAAAGGGGGAAAGGGAUCUAAAGGAGAACCAGGGGAAGAUGGCCUUGCUGGCCUUCCUGGUCCUUUAGGUAAAAGAGGCAUUCUGGGACUCCAUGGACCUCCAGGGGCACAGGGAAACUCUGGAUUUGAUGGCAUGAAAGGUCCUCCAGGAAUGGUGGGUGCACCAGGGGCCACUGGUGGUAUAGGACCGCCUGGACUGAAUGGGUCUGAGGGGGAUCAAGGUCCAACUGGUCCAAGAGGUGCUAAGGGCCCUCAAGGAUUAUCAGGUUUAGCAGGACAGACAGGCUCACAUGGACCUCAAGGGAUUCAGGGUCGACUAGGAAACGAUGGCCACCCAGGUCCAAAAGGAGAGAUAGGUGAAAUGGGACCUGUAGGAAGAAGAGGAUUGCCUGGCAUUGAAGGAUCCAUGGGGAUGCCUGGAGGUCCUGGACCAAAAGGAUUUCCAGGAGGCAUAGGAAUCCAAGGACUGGAUGGUGACAAAGGAGAGCCUGGAUCCAAAGGAGACAGUGGACCACCAGGUGCUACAGGGAUCCAGGGUCGCCAGGGAGAGCGGGGAGAACGGGGAACUUUAGGUCCUCCAGGCGAGAGAGGUCAAACGGGGGCUCCAGGAAAGGAGGGUGAAGAAGGCGAGCCUGGUUUCCAAGGAGUGGUUGGGAAACAGGGGCCAAAGGGCAACAGAGGCUCUCCAGGACAAAAGGGGACGUUAGGCCUCAAAGGAUCAAGGGGUCGGACAGGAAUCCCUGGCCCGUAUGGUCCACCUGGCAUGCUGGGUUUUAGAGGCCCAGUUGGGAUUGAGGGACCAGAAGGAAAGCCUGGUACACAGAGUGUGCCUGGCUCUAUUGGCUCUCCUGGCCUUAGAGGACACAGAGGAUUGCUCGGUGUGGCUGGUGAUCGUGGUCAUGCGGGUUCUCCAGGAUCUCCAGGUUCUCCCGGAAAGCCAGGUCAAGAUGGGAUCCCUGGGGCAUCCGGGGAGAAGGGCUUCACAGGAAAACCAGGAAUGAUGGGGCCCCAGGGCCCAGUGGGCAUGUAUGGUUACCCUGGAGCAUUGGGCCCAACUGGGAGGCCAGGCCACAUGGGGCAAAGGGGAGAUGCUGGUGUCAGAGGCCCUCCUGGCAUAUCAGGAAAGACUGGACCACAGGGUCCACGGGGACCUCCUGGAGAGAGAGGGCCAAGGGGAGUACAGGGCCAUCAGGGAGAGCUUGGUCCCAAAGGGAUUCAGGGACUGAAAGGCCCCCCAGGCCCAAAAGGACCAAUGGGUGGCAUGGGUAGUCCUGGUCCACAUGGGAGCCAGGGGCCUCCAGGUCCAACAGGGUCAGCUGGACCUAGAGGAAUUCCAGGAACACCAGGGAUUGUUGGACUGGUGGGUGAGACUGGAGAAAAAGGUCUGCAGGGAGGAAUGGGUCGUGCUGGAGAGAUUGGCGCUCCAGGUCUGGAAGGGCAGCAGGGUCCUCCAGGUCCUACUGGUGAAGGAGGGAAAUCUGGAACAAAAGGUGACCAGGGAGCUCCAGGCCCCAAGGGACAACCAGGGCCCAAGGGACUUGACGGAGAGCCAGGACCUCAGGGCUCACAAGGACUGCAGGGUGAGCCUGGGCAGAGGGGAAAUGAGGGAGAGGUUGGGGAACCUGGUGUUCCUGGGAAUCCAGGUAUUAAAGGGGCAAAGGGAGACAUGGGAAGCGAUGGUCUUAUGGGAUCAUUUGGGCCUCGAGGACUCCAAGGCAUACGAGGACAGAGAGGGUCUAAAGGAGAAAAGGGUUAUGAAGGUUUAAUGGGUCCAGAGGGUAUCAUUGGAAAAGCUGGACCAUCUGGCUUAUUAGGACUGCAAGGGUUUCCAGGUAUUUUUGGGGUUCCAGGAACUGAUGGGGUACCAGGGCUGAAGGGAGACAAAGGUCCUCCUGGUUUGACUGGGACGUCAGGAAAACAAGGUCCAAAGGGAAUAGCAGGAAGCUUGGGCACAAAAGGUGACAUGGGAAAGAGUGGACCAGUGGGGAAUGCAGGGCUUACAGGAAAACCAGGAAAUGCUGGUCCAAAGGGGUUUUCUGGUCCUGAGGGGUUGAGAGGGGAGACUGGAACAAAGGGGGAACCAGGAGAGGUGGGUCCUGAUGGUUUGCCAGGAAAUAAAGGUCCUCCAGGAUUAGCAGGAUCUCAGGGCGAUGAGGGUGAGAUGGGACUUCCAGGUCUUGUUGGCCCUCCAGGAUCUCAGGGAUCAAAGGGUAGUCGUGGGCUGGAGGGAAGGAAAGGACAAAAAGGUGAAAAGGGCAAACAUGGCAAACGUGGACGUCCAGGAAAGAUUGGACACACUGGAAAGAGGGGGAUAAGAGGGAAAGCUGGAAGCAGAGGCAUAAGAGGAAUGCAAGGAGAAAAGGGGAAGGUGGGAGAUGUUGGUCCAUUUGGUCCUCUGGGGAGACACGGUACAUAUGGUGAUGCAGGCCUACGUGGGCAAAAAGGUGAAGUGGGAGGACCUGGCCUUAAGGGGGAGCCUGGAGUCACAGGACCACCUGGUCCUGCUGGUAAACAAGGGUUAAAGGGUAUGCAAGGAUCUAUUGGCAAGCCUGGAAGAGCUGGUGAAAAAGGAGAGCAGGGGGAUAUUGGUCCACCAGGUAGUCGAGGAGCUCCCGGCCUGCCUGGGUUGCCUGGUUUGUUUGGACAUAAGGGACUCCAGGGCUUUACAGGACCACCUGGCCAUAUGGGAAAGAAAGGCUUACCUGGUCCUCCUGGCCCACCUGGACCUUCAGGAGCCUCAUUAAACCUCACAAUGACUCAACUGAAGGAGCUCAUGUACAUGUCAGACAAACCCAAUUACGUCCUGGUCCAGACUCUUUUGGGCUCCCUUCAGAAUGAUUUACGUUGGUUCAUAAAUCCACCAGACGGCAGCAAAGUCCACCCAGCGACAACAUGUCUGGAGCUGUGGCUUGCUCAUCCCAACUCCACUAAUGGGAUGUAUUACAUUGAUCCUAACCAGGGCAGCCCAGCUGAUGCCUUUCAAGUAUAUUGUGACUUUACAACAGACCCGAAGACCUGUCUGUCUCCACUCCAGCCUCAGGUUCCAGUAAAAUCGUGGUUGAAGGAUUCUGGCGCCAAUUUGUCGUUUCAGUGGUUGAGCACAGAGAAAGAUGGCUUCCAGUUUGAGUAUCCAGGUGGAACAGAUGUGGUGCAGAUGAGGUUUCUGCGGCUCAACAGCAGAAUCUCCACUCAGACCAUCACUUACUCCUGCCAGCCAGGAUAUAGACAGAGCCACCACAAGAGGGAAGUCAAGUUCCUGGCUGACACUCGGAGACAGAGUUAUCUGGGGGAGCUGCGGGACUGUGUGCCCUCAGAGGACCUGGACCUGGAUCGUGAGUCUAUUUUUCAUUUUGAAAGUGAGGAUCUCCAGCUGCUGCCUCUGAGGGACCUGGCCGUGUUUGGAAAUGAAGAAGUAACCCAAGAGUUCGGCUUCACAAUAGGGCCAGCAUGCUUCAGCUAGUGAAAGCCCCCAUUCCUUAGCAUGACUACAUUCUCCACUUUUAAAACCUGGAGAGACAAACCAUGUUCUAGCACUUUUUUUAAUGGUUUUUAGAGCAUGGCAUUAUUUUUAAAUUGGCUUUGAUUUCUUAUUCAUAGUUGUCCAACUGCUUCACAUUGACCAGCCAAUUUAUUUUGGAUGUCCUACUCAACCUGCUGACCAAGUGUAUCCUGGGUCAACAACUAAACUAAGUUAGGACAAAAGACACAAAGUGAGUGAGAUAUUCUCUAGGAGGAAGCGUUACCCUCUAUUUCUGAAGGUUUUCUUUGUACAGAGUGACUGACAACUCGUCUACUUUUGACACCAGGGAUAUUUUGAAUCUGAUGUUCUUGACAAAAUAUAUUUUGUACAUUUUGCUUGUGUGAAUACGUUUUUAAAAUCUGCUUAUUUAUGUUAACUGUCAAUAUUAAUUUAUCCUUUUAAUAUUGAUUCAGGUACAUUUUGUGUUUGUCACUGUGUUAAAGUAAGAACUGACGUGGUACCAGGAGCUUGGUGAUGUAGGGACAACUCGUUUUCAUGGACGUAUUUUAAGAACUAGAUAUUGGACUUGUUGAUGACACCCAUUUGAGUCCCUUGCACAUGAGUGUGACCCCACUUGAUGUAGACUUUUAAGUCAUGUAAAUAAAGUUCACUUUUCUAGAGCUCUGGGAAAGUUUUAUAACAGU
Messenger RNA from Mugil cephalus (flathead mullet), 5840 nucleotides. RefSeq names its product collagen alpha-1(I) chain. Bases 100 to 5136 code for a protein of 1678 amino acids. Lineage: Eukaryota; Metazoa; Chordata; Actinopteri; Mugiliformes; Mugilidae. The record is from RefSeq and is a predicted model, not a curated record. Gene Ontology annotation, biological process: endothelial cell morphogenesis; angiogenesis. Gene Ontology annotation, molecular function: extracellular matrix structural constituent. The transcript is spliced from 67 exons.